UUUUCCUUUUUUCCCCCCUUGCAGAGCAGAGAGUUUGGAGAGGAAGGGAUUACAAGAGAGUAAGCAGGCACACAAUGGGGAAUACACAUAAAAAGCAAUGCACUGGCACUGGCAGCCACGAGAAUAAAGCAGAGGAACACCUCAUAAAAGUAGUGCAGUUAUGUAUACAACUUCAGUACUUUGAUGAGCUCCAGUUAUUUUUGGCACAUAAAAGGUGGAUAGCUUCAAUGCUUUGUACUAGGGCUAUGCAAAUCAUUCAGUGGGAUGUUUUGCAAAGUGAGUGCAGUCCCCCUCAGAACCUGCUGCUUGAAGCACUGAGGUGGCUGUGCCUUUUGAAGCUUGGCUUGGCCAUUUCCAGGUUCUCCCACAUCAUCCUAGUAUACAAAGAAGCCCUUCAGCAGCUAUCUGAGUGGAACUGUCUUCUGUGCCUGCAUGGGUAUGCUCAGAAGACAUGAAGAGAGCCUUGAAGUGGCUGCCCCAAACCUUCCAGAGUUGUGGCUUCCUUAUGGCUUCAAGUAGUAGAUUUGGAGAUGCUUUGGUUGCUUCACAAAGCAUGCCCCGCAAAGGAUUUGACCAGCUCAGUUAUUAGUUGGAGUUACAAAAGUGUACAGAUCGGUUGCACAAAAAUUAUCAGAUAUCUUAACACCUUCAUAUUUGCAUGGCAGAAAUUUGGUGUCAGGUUAUUGCAUCCUUGAGACAUCUGUAUUUUCCUGCAAAGUUAGGAAACAACUUUAGGGGUGAGAUCACUGAAAUCUUGACCAUUUAAAAGAUUAUUUAUUUAUUUAUUUAUUUAUUUGGGAUGGGAGGAGGACAGCUGCAUAUAGAAAUGUCAUGGUUGUUUUGGCAUCCGUGGCUCCACAUUGCUGAUGGAAGAUGAUAAUGCUACUGGUAAUCACGACGAACAGGCUCAUCCCCAGGAGUUAAGUAAAAUAUAUCAAGUAUAUGAGAUACUCACAAAUAGACUCAUGCAAUGACAGUGCAAUCUAGUGAAUGAUUGUUCAGAAUAAAUCCUGCUGUAUUUGAAAUUGGUUAUACCCAGCAGGAGAGUAUAUGUAGGAUUGUAUUGACACUCUGCUAGACCCAUUUCUAAGAAAGCAUCCUUUCUAUACUCAAAUUGUUGGUUAGUUAAAUUUUCCUUACAAGACCUCAGAAGACCCUUAAAUAACUAAUUUCAGCUGCAUUUUACAGGUUCUUAAAUAUUCAAAAUGGAAGCACAGAAGGCAAAUCCAUUUUCUCCAAAUUCUCUGGGACAAGAUGUGAACCCUGAUCUUGACAUCGAACGAAAAAAUACUCCUUUUGCCAUUGAGCGCCUUACCAAUAUAUUGGAUGGCAGAGCAGAAAACACCAAGAUCCGGAGGGAAGUUGAGGCUGUGCUCCAGGCCGAUCCAGAAUUUAGCCGAGAAAACUGGUAUUUCGAGAACCAAAAUGAGAUACACGAAAAUGCUGUCAGAAAAACUAUUUACCUCUCACAAAAGAUGGCUAAACUGGGAUGGACUGAAGAUGGCCCAGAACAGCCCUACUGCUUUAGGUUUCUUCAUGGUAAUUUGGCUUUUAACAUACACACAGUCUUUAUGAAGAGCAUUUUGGCAUUAGGCACCGAUGAACAGAUUGACAAAUGGAUUCCCUUAGCAAAAAAGUACUUCAUCAUAGGAACCUACGCCCAGACUGAAUUGGGACAUGGAUCUAAUCUUCGGGGUUUGGAGACAACAGCCACAUUUGAUGUGGCCACUCAGGAGUUUAUCCUCAACAUGCCAAGCUUCUCUGCCAUGAAAUGGUGGCCAGGAGACUUGGGCCAAACUGCAACUCAUGCUGUGGUUUUUGCUCAGCUUUAUCUGAAAGGACGCUGUUACGGCAUGCAUCCAUUCAUCGUACAAAUCCGCAGCCUCAGAGAUCAUUCUCCAGCUCAAGGAAUAUCUUUAGGGGAUAUUGGUCCCAAAAUGGGCUUUCAGACUAUAGACAAUGGCUUUCUCAUCCUGAAGAAUGUCCGCGUUCCAAGAGAAAACAUGCUGGCCAAGUUCUCUCAGGUUCUACCAGAUGGUCAGUAUAAGAAACAAGGAUCUCAGAAAAUCAACUAUUUGACUAUGAUUGUGAUUCGUGUGACCAUGAUUCGGCAUGAAGUUGUCCUCAGUCUGAUGAAGGCUUGUACCAUUGCUAUCCGAUACUCUGUGGUGCGUCGGCAAUCUGAGUUAAAGCCUGGUGAUCCAGAGGCUAAGAUUUUGGACUAUCAGACUCAGCAGCAGAAGCUUUUUCCUCAGCUGGCCACUGUCUACGCCUUUCACUUUGUUUGCGACUAUCUGCGGGACCUUUUCAACAGAUGCUACAGUCAUACCAAAGAAGGAAACUUUGACUUGCUUCCAGAGCUUCAUGCACUGGCAGCAGGCCUAAAAGUGAUCACUACUGAGUAUAGCUCAGCUGGAGCGGAGGUGUGUCGCAGGGCUUGCGGGGGACACGGCUACUCUCUCCUCAGUGGCCUUCCUUCCAUUUAUAUGAACCUGGUCGCAUCUUGUACUUACGAGGGAGAAAAUACUGUUCUCCUCCUGCAAACAGCCAGAUUUCUUAUAAAAUGCUAUGGAAUGGCACAAAUGGGCCAGUCACUUCCUUCAUCAGUUGCCUACUUUUCUUCCACAAUUUUUGGAAAAUGCCAAGCCCAGGAAAAAAAGGAUUUCCUAAAUCCUGAUAUUUACACAGAUGCCUAUAAACACCGAGCUUUCAGGAGUAUAAGAAAUGCAGUGAUCAAGCUUCAACACUUGGUUCAGUCAGGAAAAGCACAACAUGAGGCCUGGAACCAGUGCACUGUGCAAUUGGCAAGAGCUGCAAUGGCUCAUAGCCAUUACAUUGUGGUGCAAAAAUUUACUGAAGCCCUGGAGAAGUUUGCAAAAGAGUCUGCCAUCCAGAGGGUCCUUAAAAAUCUCUGCGACUUGUUUGCGCUACAUGGGAUUUUCUCUAACGCAGGAGACUUUAUGCAGGAUGGGUAUUUUUCUACAGAGCAAAUUGACGGGGUGACUGAAACAUACCUGGACCUCUUGGCAGUCAUUCGGAGAGAUGCUGUACCAUUAGUGGAUGCAUUUGACUUUUCUGAUGCAUUUUUAAAUUCAGCCCUGGGAAGCUAUGAUGGCCACGUCUAUCAGAGGCUUUAUGAGUGGGCCAAGAAGUCACCAGCCAAUCACCAGGACAAUCGGGUCUUCAAGACAUACUUAAAGCCGCUUUUCCAGAAUGCUCUCUCCAAGCUAUGAAGACGGGGCUGGCACAGAGCAACUCCUUUCUUAACUGCCCUCCAAGCAAGAUUGUCAGCUUUCCAUAAUAAGCCCAUGUAAUGUAAUUGCAGGCUGCUUUUAAGCCUUACCUAUCAGACCUGAGUUGUCCUUUUGAAUUGUCCUGUCAUACAAAAGGCAGGCAGUUGAUUUCCAAAGAGCAUGUGGUGGUGGGUUGAUCACAAGAUCACCACAAAAGUGUAUGAUAGUGAUCCUGUGUUCAUUUUCCAUUCACAGCAGAUUUGACCUACAUGCAAUCAAAUGAAUUCUAUGAAAUCCACCCAGUUACAACCAGGGAAAAAGUCAUACAUAUCCUCCAAAAGAACUGUCUCCAUCAUGAUGCCUUCCAAAUAUACUAGCCUGCAACUAUCCACAGGAAAGUUGUAGUCCAAGGCAUCUGGCAGGCAGUAAGUUGGGAAAUGAUGCCCUAGAGUAGUGAUGAUUGGGGGGGGGGGGGGGGCUAACAGGAAAGGGUUUAUAGAGGUGGGGUUUGGGGGGGGCGCUUUUGAGUCAAUGCUGACUUCUAGCAACUGCCUAAACUAAUCCCUGCAGUUGUAAGGCUGAGAGAAAGUGACUGGCCCAAGGUCCCCCAGCUGGUUUUGUGCCUAUGGCAGGACUAGAACUCACACCAAUAAUUUUAAGUACUUUCCCUGUUUUAAAAGUUCCUUCAUUUGACAUUCCUGUAUGUCCUAGAAUGAAAUGCAGAUAGGUAAGUAGGAAAAUAGGGAGGAAGAAACAGCUUGCAAAUAUAAUUUCCACACUGCCUUUUAUUAGCUUUUUUGUUGGAAAGCAUUACAUUUGGGAAUAAUAUUGCACCUGGCAUUAAAAAAUAAGGAUUUCUACCACAGGGAUGGUUUUGCAUUCAGAAUCCAAUAUAAAUACUUCUAAUUGUACUGUCAUAGCUGCAGAUAUAAUAUUUGGUUGCUUGAUUUAUAAUGCAUAGAAAGAAACAGUUGCCAUAACUGCAAAAUGCUGUAUUUUGGAAAAUAAAACAAGGUGCAGGGGAUGGCCUUGGAGGUUUGUUGGUAACUAAAUUGUUAUAAUACUGCUUGCUCGCUGAUUUAGGAAAAACUAGGUUAGAUUACAUGAUGGUAGCAUUUCAUCUCCAAAAGCACCGUAACCAUUUCUGGGGACAACCCAGAGGAAUUUCUCCAGCUUUACCUCCUCUUGCAAUCAUCUCCAUGCGAUCUGCACAGAAAGGCAUGAGAAAUUGCCUCUUAUUCCCAGUGGUUUGUGGUAACAGGAGAUGGAUUAAACACAGUUUGAACCCA
Candoia aspera is the source of this 4522-nucleotide messenger RNA. RefSeq names its product acyl-CoA oxidase 2 (gene ACOX2). Gene Ontology annotation, molecular function: 3alpha,7alpha,12alpha-trihydroxy-5beta-cholestanoyl-CoA 24-hydroxylase activity; fatty acid binding; FAD binding. NCBI's taxonomy places the organism in Eukaryota, Metazoa, Chordata, Lepidosauria, Squamata, Candoiidae. The transcript has 15 exons. Bases 1206 to 3233 code for a protein of 675 amino acids. Gene Ontology annotation, cellular component: peroxisome. The record is from RefSeq and is a predicted model, not a curated record. Gene Ontology annotation, biological process: very long-chain fatty acid metabolic process; fatty acid beta-oxidation using acyl-CoA oxidase; lipid homeostasis.